GUAUAUAUCGUUGAAACCUUCAUAAUUCUGCUUAGAUCGGAAAUUGUCGUAUUAGCACAAUGUUGACUGUAAUUUUGUCUGUGUGUGUGUUGUGCCUAGUUUGGCUUACAUUGAAAGGUUGGCAAGCUCGCUCUAGUGAACAAAAAGACAGCGAACUGUCUAUUGUAAGCCUUUGGCUGAGACGAGUGUGGAACUCAACUUCGAAAACGCAUCCAUUACCACCAGCUUUUCCAGGCUCACUGCCCAUUAUUGGACAUCUGCAUAAAGGAAUUGCUUUCUCUUCUAAUAUCUUCAAUUUCUUUAAAAUUCUAAGUGAAGACUGUGUUAAGCAAGGUGGAGUCACUAUUUUAAAACUUGGUCCAGAUUUACAUUACUUGAUAACUGAUCCGCAAGAUGCCUCGACGGCAGCAAAAUCAUGUCUCCGAAGGCAUUAUGCGAUAGAAUCCACUAAAGUUUGGCAGGGUAACAGCAUAAUAACAUCAUCAGGAGAAACAUGGGCACGUCACCGCAAGUUGCUGAACCCAGCGUUCAGUCUGCCGGUGAUCCACGGCUUCUUAGACGUGUUUAACAGUCAGGCCAAGAAACUGGUCAAUGAAUUAGAGCCUUUCGUUGGCAAUGGGCCAUUUAAUCACAGCCCAUAUUUCGUCACAAACAAUUUUGAAACGCUUUGUGCUGGCACAUUUGGAAUAGAAAAUGCGAUGAGUAAAGAACUACUAGCUAAAUAUAUAUCAUCAGGUUACGCGCUAAUAGAACUCAUUAUAACCAAAGUACUCAAGGUUUGGCUGCAAAUCGACUUAAUUUACAAACUUGUUGGGCUAAAGAAGAAAGAAGAUGAAUUAGUGGAAAAUUUACAUUCAUUGACGAAAACAGUUCUACAAAACAAAAAACUUGAAGCUUUGUCCAACAAUGUCAAAUCACCAACUACUGGUUUGCGAUACAAAGGUUUCUUAGAUCUGCUGAUGGACCUAUCAGCAAAUGGUGCUUUCACAGAAAAAGAAGUCAGAGACCAAACUGAAGCAAUUCUUACAACGGGUUUUGAAACCACAUCCACACAGUUAACAUUCACUAUGUUACUGCUAGGCUCACAUCCUAAAAUUCAAGACAAAUUGUAUAAUGAAUUCGAAGCAGUACUCGGUCCAGACAGAGAUGUAGGAAAGGAUGAUUUGAACAAACUGGUUUACACAAACGCAGUUAUAAUGGAGUCUGUCCGAGUCUUCCCAACUGCUCCUUACAUCCUAAGAUGCGUAGAACAGGAUGUGAAACUAAAAAACUACACGAUGAGAGCAGGCAGUAAUUGUAUCAUAUUUCCACUGAUUCCUAAUAUUGCCACCAAAGAUUCAAAAGGGGAUCAGUUCAGGCCAGAAAGAUGGCUGGAUGAUGAUUUCAACGGCAACCAAGACUUUGCUGGAUUCGGCAUGGGAAAACGUGGUUGUUUAGGUAAAACCUACGCGAUGAUAGCUAUGAAGGUGAUGUUGGCGCACUUCAUACGACAGUACCGAGUGCGAGCUGACAUGAGUCAGCUGCAGCUGUCUGCGGACUUCGUGCUCAAACCUGUGUCGGGACACGAGAUCAGCAUUGAACAAAGACAUUCAACAGCUGCAUGAGGAAUGAAUAUAUCACCAGACCCACCUUUGAUGAUUGUGAUCAUCAUUCUCCUGGCCUCAUCCCAAUUUCUUACUUGGAGUUGGCGUAGCAUGUUUUCUUCUUCCAUACUCUUCUGUGUGUAUCUGUAUCGUUGUUACCAUUUAUUAACCGACUUCCCAAAAAAAGAGGAGGUUUUCAA
Helicoverpa armigera (cotton bollworm) is the source of this 1783-nucleotide messenger RNA. Its product is annotated as cytochrome P450 4C1. The transcript is spliced from 11 exons. The coding region runs from base 60 to 1604 and encodes 514 amino acids. NCBI's taxonomy places the organism in Eukaryota, Metazoa, Arthropoda, Insecta, Lepidoptera, Noctuidae. The record is from RefSeq and is a predicted model, not a curated record. Gene Ontology annotation, molecular function: oxidoreductase activity, acting on paired donors, with incorporation or reduction of molecular oxygen; monooxygenase activity; heme binding.